This is a messenger RNA of Phalaenopsis equestris, 680 nucleotides long. Its product is annotated as outer envelope pore protein 16-2, chloroplastic. The record is from RefSeq and is a predicted model, not a curated record. Lineage: Eukaryota; Viridiplantae; Streptophyta; Magnoliopsida; Asparagales; Orchidaceae. The coding region runs from base 65 to 595 and encodes 176 amino acids. Gene Ontology annotation, cellular component: chloroplast outer membrane. The transcript has 7 exons. Gene Ontology annotation, molecular function: amino acid transmembrane transporter activity.
UGUUUCAUUCUCUGUUCUGUACUGCUUUAAGGAAGAAGAAGAAGAAGAAGAAGGAAGAAGGAAAAUGAGCGAGCUCAAAUCAGAGACGAGAAAUCUGAUAGACGACUUGAGAAACUUUGACAAAGGUUCGCUCUUUGACUUGGGCCAUCCUCUCCUCAAUCGCAUUGCCGAUAGCUUCGUCAAGGCUGCAGGGAUUGGAGCUAUCCAUGCAGUUUCCCGAGAUGUCUAUUUCAGUGCUGUGGAUGGUUCUGGUAUUGACUCUAGCACUGUGCCAGAUCUCUCGGGUGCAAAGAAGCGUAGGUUCCCAGAUCUGAGAGGAGAUCAUAGUAAUAACUCACUUGAAGCAUUGUUAAAAAACACUGGAAGGGAAUCAUUCCAAUGGGGUUUGACUGCCGGCAUUUACUCUGGGUUAACCUAUAGCUUGAGAGAGGCUCGUGGAACUCAUGACUGGAAGAACAGUGCAGUUGCAGGUGCAGUUACAGGAGCAGCUCUAGCCUUGACAUCACAGGGCGCAACUCAGGAGCAGCUGGUGCAUUACGCCAUUACCGGAGCUGCCAUCUCCGCUGCAGCUAGUCUUCUCCGUGGCAUUUUCUGAUGGAAAGACAAAUUGAUGUUUCUUGCAUUUUUUUAGUGUGUUUUUAGGCUCUUUUUUGCUGCAUGAAAAACUGAGGUUUUAAUAA